Molecule: messenger RNA, 1227 nt
Organism: Suillus fuscotomentosus
Lineage: Eukaryota; Fungi; Basidiomycota; Agaricomycetes; Boletales; Suillaceae
Exons: 2
Coding region: 1-1227 (408 amino acids)
Biological process (GO): regulation of DNA-templated transcription
Source: RefSeq, a predicted model, not a curated record
AUGGUGCGUUACCCAAUUACGUCGAACCUUAGCUCCCGUGGAACCGAUAAAUACGCCCAUGCCCUCUUGGAACAACGCCGCAUGUCCGAGCCAGCCAUGUAUGGCAGCGCAAUAGGCGGUUAUUCCACGAGUUCUUCAGCCGAUCUAGCCUCUGGGCGAUAUCAACAGCUCCAGCACCACUACACGUCGUCACAAUCAUCCCCCAGAUUGUAUGGGAGCUACGCCUCGUCUCUUCAACGUACGCUAAGCUCAGGGUCUGUGCGUGAUCCACUCUCGGGAUCGUCGUGGAACAACAAAGAUCAACUUUCAUUACACUGUUACGACGGUGUCGACCUGGAAGAACCCAUAUCACCUCUUAACCCUAAUUUCUCGGGUGGCGAGGGCUCCCCAACAAUGGGUAUGCCCUACGGCAGCCUUUCCGAGGAAUAUGGUCCAUCACCGCCUGGUACGGGCACUUCCACAUCGUCCAACGGCGCCAGGCGGUUCGUUGACGCUUCAGGCUCGAGUUCUGACGGUAAACAAUACUCAUUCGUGGCAUUGCCUGGAAACGCAGUCAAGAAGCGUCCAAGGCGGCGUUACGACGAGAUUGAAAGACUUUAUCAAUGUUCAUGGCCUUCAUGCACCAAGGCAUACGGCACUCUAAACCACUUAAAUGCCCACGUCACGAUGCAGAAACAUGGUGUCAAGCGUAGUCCAAACGAAUUUAAAGAGCUUCGUAAACAAUGGCGGAAGUCCAAAAAGGAGGAAGCUGAUGCUCGUGCUGCUGCGUCAGCAGUGAUGGGGAGGUCGGCUCAUCAUGCUUAUCUCUCGCGCGGUAUGCAUGACUCGUACGCCGACGUGGAUUACCAACUUCGCUCGCAUCCGCAGCAAGGUUCCCAUGUUGAUCGGUUUACUCCAACCGCCUCUCCGGAGGAGAUGCAUGAUAUUGACAUGCAAGACGUUUACGAACGCCGGCAACAGCGUUUCAGUGGCCUCUUCCCUUCCACUUCCCGCACUAGCAGUCCUACAUACACCGCCACCCAUUCAUCAAAUAUGCCCUCAUCGCACACAGCCAUGGCCCGCCUCCCUACCAACAGCACGCUUUUGACACCUCUCCCAGGAUAUGAGCAUGCGGGAGCCACCACAGACCUUAAUACGUAUGCUUCGUAUGGUGUAUACCCGGACAACCGUCCUGGUUCUGGGCAUGGGAGCAUUGGAAGCUACGAUGAAACGCGACGGAGUGGAUGA